Messenger RNA from Cyprinodon variegatus (sheepshead minnow), 957 nucleotides. RefSeq names its product eukaryotic elongation factor 2 lysine methyltransferase (gene eef2kmt). The transcript has 5 exons. The record is from RefSeq and is a predicted model, not a curated record. The coding region runs from base 1 to 921 and encodes 306 amino acids. NCBI's taxonomy places the organism in Eukaryota, Metazoa, Chordata, Actinopteri, Cyprinodontiformes, Cyprinodontidae.
AUGCGGCCGCACUGGAUUGUGGGUAAGCCGGAAGUAAACAAACACACGUGGAGCAUGGCGUUUCCAGAGCAGAAACCUCAGAGGAAACGUGAGGAUGUUUUCAAGGAAUUUCGGGAAUUGUUUUUCUCCAUGAACCGCCUGACUUCAUUUCCCUGGACUGUGAGUAGGAGGCGAAAUGUGGCAAAAGGAGGAAGAAAGCUGGUAGACAUUGGGUUGAUGUUCUCUCCAUCGGGGUCGCCCUGCAGACUUUCUGAGAGCAGUCUGGAUCUGCUUUGCUUCCCGCAGCCUAACGGAGGCGCCGUCAGCCUUCUGGAGAACGUGGCUCUGAUAUCGGAGGGGACGACGGGCCUGGUGACCUGGGAAGCUGCUCUUCAUCUGGCAGAGUGGGCUCUGGAAAACCAGCAGCUGUUCAGCGGCAGGUCAGUUCUGGAGCUGGGAAGCGGUGUCGGAUUGACCGGAAUCGCCGUCUGCUGCUCCUGCGACCCGCUCAGGUUCGUCUUCAGCGACUGUCACCCGGCGGUUCUGCAGAAACUCAGAGAAAACGUCCGUCUGAACGGGUUUGGAGAGCAGACGUCUCCGGCUGUCAGCGUGGAGGAGCUGGACUGGACCACGGCGACGGAGGAGCAGAUCCGCCGGAUCGGAGCCGACGUGGUUCUGGCUGCAGACGUGGUGUACGAUCCAGAGGCGGCAGGAAGUCUGGCGGCUCUGAUGCUGAAGAUCCUGAGCUGUGGGCCGGCGGAGGUCUACGUCUGCUCCACGGUGAGGAACCCGCAGACCUACGGCGGCUUCAAGCUGCAGCUCGAGGCUGCAGGACUGGACCACGAGGUGCUGAGCGGACCCGCCGGCGCCGUGUUCCCCUACCACAGGCUGGCUCCAUUAGAGCUCAUCAAAGUGUUCAGGAAGCCCAACGCAGCAGAAUAAAGAUUUUUAUUUACAGAUUUGGAUCAGAAAACAAAA